Purpureocillium lilacinum is the source of this 396-nucleotide messenger RNA. RefSeq lists its product as uncharacterized. The record is from RefSeq and is a predicted model, not a curated record. NCBI's taxonomy places the organism in Eukaryota, Fungi, Ascomycota, Sordariomycetes, Hypocreales, Ophiocordycipitaceae.
AUGAAGUCCUUCCUUGCCCCAUUUGUUGUCUUGCUCGGUGCUGUGACGGCUGCCCCUGCGGGUGAAUCCCGCGACCUCCAGCCUCGCUCGCACCCAGUGACGUGGACUGGCUACAUCGACAUUAACUUCGAGAACCCCGUUGGCGCUCCCGUGACCGUCACCGAUAACGGACACUGCACUAAGCUUCCGAAGGACCUGUGGCACAACAUGCGCUCUAUCAGGGUCGAGGCUCCUGCUUAUAACUCUGGCUGUGCGCUGUACCAUGACGACGAGCACACUCAGAUUGUGCCCCUUCACAACAACGGCGGAUCGGACAGACUUCACGACGGAUGGUACAACACUUUCCACUCGUACAAUGCCCAGGCCGGGUCUAUUUGCUGCUGGAUCAAGGCUUAG